Molecule: messenger RNA, 2660 nt
Organism: Molossus molossus (Pallas's mastiff bat)
Lineage: Eukaryota; Metazoa; Chordata; Mammalia; Chiroptera; Molossidae
Gene: OTX2
Product: orthodenticle homeobox 2
Exons: 4
Coding region: 779-1672 (297 amino acids)
Biological process (GO): regulation of transcription by RNA polymerase II; multicellular organism development
Cellular component (GO): nucleus
Molecular function (GO): DNA-binding transcription factor activity, RNA polymerase II-specific; RNA polymerase II cis-regulatory region sequence-specific DNA binding
Source: RefSeq, a predicted model, not a curated record
CCCUAGUCCCCCAUCAGAACUCCACUGGAUUGGCCUGCUUUUCUCCUUUACAGAGGGGCGAGGGAGACAGAAGGCCUGGAGUGGUGGAUUACUUGGGGAGGAGACGAGAAGUCGCCCUCUGACAGUCCGCCCUCGUCCUAGAACUGCAGGCUGAGGGUUUCUCCUGCGCACCUCCGAACGCUCUCCGUCACCAAAGUCUUAGCACCAGAGAGGAGUUGGCGAGGAAACUCCUCCCCUCAAACGAAGUAGACACCCAGACCUCUCCUUUCGAGCUAGCACCCGGCUUUCUCCUCGCCAUAAUUAAUAGUCAAGGCCAACCCUUCUGACACGUCCUUCCUCCCUCCCUUGCGGGUGGCAGCGCUGUCUGAUUCCCUGAGGCCAGAAACUUUCACUCGAGUUCGCCGGAGAGAGGCCGCGCCGGCUGCUUUCCGCGGUGCCCACACAUCUUUCUCUUUCUCUCUUCCUCUGCGUUGUCUUCCCAGCCGCAGGCCAGUCGCCAAUCCGCGUGGUUUUGUUUCCUUUCCAUCAUGCAGAAAAUUAAUCAGCCCGGGCGAGAAGCAGAGCUGAGCACGGCGGCCUGUAAUUAAGGGACGUGUGCCCCUCGGAUUAUCUCGUUAGUUUAUCAAGAAAACAUUUAUUAUAAUUAAUUCUCGGACGAGUUCCACCGCUCCAAACCCACCCACCAAGGACCCUGAAUCUGUCCACUCCCGUCGAAGCAAGACCUUCCGGCUGGGUCCCCUCGAUUUGGGCUGACUUUGCGCCUCCUAACAACCUUAGCAUGAUGUCUUAUCUUAAGCAACCGCCUUACGCAGUCAAUGGGCUGAGUCUGACCACUUCGGGCAUGGACUUGCUGCACCCCUCGGUGGGCUACCCGGGGCCCUGGGCUUCUUGUCCCGCAGCCACCCCCCGGAAACAGCGCCGGGAGAGGACGACGUUCACCCGGGCGCAGCUAGACGUGCUGGAAGCGCUGUUUGCUAAGACCCGGUACCCAGACAUCUUCAUGCGGGAGGAGGUGGCACUGAAAAUCAACUUGCCUGAGUCCAGGGUGCAGGUAUGGUUUAAGAAUCGAAGAGCUAAGUGCCGCCAACAGCAGCAGCAACAACAGAAUGGAGGUCAGAACAAAGUGAGACCUGCCAAAAAGAAGACCUCUCCAGCUCGGGAAGUGAGUUCAGAGAGUGGAACAAGUGGCCAAUUCACUCCCCCCUCUAGCACCUCAGUCCCGGCCAUUUCCAGCAGCAGUGCUCCUGUGUCUAUCUGGAGCCCAGCUUCCAUCUCCCCACUGUCAGACCCCUUGUCCACCUCCUCUUCCUGCAUGCAGAGGUCCUAUCCCAUGACCUAUACUCAGGCUUCAGGUUAUAGUCAAGGAUAUGCUGGCUCAACUUCCUACUUUGGGGGCAUGGACUGCGGAUCUUAUCUGACCCCUAUGCAUCACCAGCUUCCCGGACCAGGGGCCACACUCAGCCCUAUGGGUACCAAUGCAGUUACCAGCCAUCUCAAUCAGUCCCCAGCUUCUCUUUCCACCCAGGGAUAUGGAGCUUCAAGCUUGGGUUUUAACUCAACCACUGAUUGCUUGGAUUAUAAGGACCAAACUGCCUCCUGGAAGCUUAACUUCAAUGCUGACUGCUUGGAUUAUAAAGAUCAGACAUCCUCAUGGAAAUUCCAGGUUUUGUGAAGACCUGUAGACCUCUUUUUGUGGGUGAUUUUUAAAUAUACUGGGCUGGACAUUCCAGUUUUAGCCAGGCAUUGGUUAAAAGAGUUAGAUGGGAUGAUGCUCAGACUCAUCUUCUGAUCAAUGUUCCAGGAGGGAUAGAAGGAAAAAUGAAGGUCCUUAGAGGGGCCCACCAACCAGCAACCUGAAAUGGACAAACCAAUCUACUUAAGAUCCUGUCAUAGUUUUAGAUUAUUGGUUUUCCUGAUUCUCAAAGUGAUCAAAAGCAUUCUAGCCAUGUGAAACCAAACACCACCAAAAAGAAACAAAACUAAAUUGUGAGGUUUUCCAACGUUUUAGCCAAUCCUUGGUUGAAUCUUAGGAAUGGACAGUGUCUCAAGCUCACUCACGUUUCAUGACCAACUGUUGUUGGCACUGAAAACCUUUUCAGGGCUGUGUGAAUUGUGUGACUGAUUGUCCUAGAUGCACUACUUUAUUUAAAAAAUAAUGUUCAUAAGGAGUCAAUAUGUAGUUUAAGAGACAAUCAGUGUGUGUCUUAUAUAAAUGGUACAUCUGUGGUUUUUAAUCUGUGCUAGACUUCAAAACUGUGAUCUCCUGUUAUUGUAUGCAAUCUUGAACUCCACCUCUGCAGGGGUUCUUCUGUGAUUAAAUAGGUUAUAAUUAUAGGCAAAAUUCAGAGCAACUGAGUCCUUAACUAAAAAGAUUACCUUUGGCUGGAGGGGAGCGGCACUGAAACUUUACAACAAAAUGUCUCUGGACAAGGAGAGUGAGAGAAGAGAAACGAAAGGACACUAAUUCAUCUGUAAUUUACUGUUGGUAAACCUAGCGGUAAAGAGACAUUGGUCAAUUGCUCUGACCCUGAUGAAUUUAUAAACUGAGAUCAUUGUUGUUUAUGCUUGCAGAUGUUAACUGGAAAAGUUAUAUAUGCAUAAACCUUUUCUUCCUGGAUUUGGCAGAUAUGUAUAAUUAUAUUAAAAUGGUUCUAGCACAA